This is a messenger RNA of Platichthys flesus (European flounder), 936 nucleotides long. RefSeq names its product olfactory receptor 10G4-like. Gene Ontology annotation, biological process: G protein-coupled receptor signaling pathway. The record is from RefSeq and is a predicted model, not a curated record. Bases 7 to 936 code for a protein of 309 amino acids. Gene Ontology annotation, cellular component: membrane. Gene Ontology annotation, molecular function: olfactory receptor activity; G protein-coupled receptor activity. Lineage: Eukaryota; Metazoa; Chordata; Actinopteri; Pleuronectiformes; Pleuronectidae. The transcript has a single exon.
CUGAUAAUGGAAAAUGUUUCUGUUGUGAGAGUUUUCACCCUCUCUGGGAUAAAUGAGACGACGAACUACAAACUCGCCAUCUUCUCCAUCACUUUACUGUAUUACUGUAUGAUUCUGUUUUUCAACAUCUCUAUCAUCGCCAUCAUUAUCUUAGAUGAAGACCUGCAUGAGCCGAUGUACAUCUUGUUGUGCAGUUUUUGUGUUAAUGGACUUUACGGGACCACAGGUUUCUACCCUAAAUUUCUUCUAGAUCUGCUGUCGCCUGCUCCUGAAAUCUCCUAUGCAGGAUGUCUCCUCCAGGCUUUUGUCAUGUACUCGUUUGCCUGCUGUGAGUUGUCCAAUCUAGCAGUUAUGGCCUAUGACAGGUACCUGGCUAUAUGUCGACCGCUGCACUAUCACUCUCUGAUGUCCAAGAGGAGGCUCUCUCAGCUGGUGUGUUUCUCCUGGUUCAUACCUUUCUGUAUUUUCUCAAUCAGUGUUAUCCUGACGUCCAGACUCAGGUUGUGUGGCUCGAAUAUCCCGAAAGUCUUUUGUGUGAACUGGAUCAUAUAUAAACUCGCCUGCUCUGAAGCCGACACCUUUUCAAAUAAUAUCCUCUCUUAUGCAACCAUUAUCAUUUAUGUGUCUCACGGGUUUUUCGUCGUUUGGACGUACAUGCAUCUGAUUACAAACAGCAUUAAGUCCAAAGACGGCAGGGUCAAGUUCAUGCAGACGUGUGUGCCUCAUUUGAUUUCUUUGACCACGUUCCUUGUUGUGAUAGUUUUUGAUUUGAUGUACAUGCGGUUUGGCUCCACAGAUUUGCCUCAGGGCCUUCAAAACUUUAUCGCUAUAGAAUUUCUCCUCAUUCCUCCGCUGCUGAAUCCUUUAAUAUACGGAUUCAAACUGACCAAAAUACGAAAAAGAAUUCUGUUAUUAAUUCACGGUGGAAGAAAAUGA